GAAACUCGCGAUAAUUUUUGAGGCUUCUGCUGGUUGCUGCGAUACAGAGAGCGGCGUGGAGCAACUAGUACGCUAUUUCACUGGUGUUCAUUUGCAAAAGGGAGAUUAGUCCAGCUGAAGAGAUGGCAAGCAAUCAGAGGCCUCCAUCUGCUCUUACAAGUACAAAGGGAAGCCUGGGACCUACUGGGAGACCACCUUCAGCUGCUUUACGUGCCCCACCUUCUGCAGUCAGAGUGGGAACAGCAAUGCCCCCAAGCACUGCGAGGCCUGGUUCACGAGGUGGUCCUGUGGCUGCUGGAGGAGUCCUGUCUUCUCAGAUAAAAGUUGCAGAUCGUCCUGUAACACAGCAAGGACUUAGUGGAAUGAAAACUGGCAUGAAAGGACCACAAAGACAAGUUUUGGACAAGUCAUACUAUCUUGGUCUUCUUAGGAGCAAAUUAAAUGAACUAACAACAGAAACAAGCAAAUUGCAGAAAGAAAUAGAUCUUUACAAUGAGGAGAGCUCUGUUUACCUUUCCUAUGAGAAAAGGGCAGAGGCUUUGGCUACAGAAAUUAAGGAGCUUCAGGGGCAGCUGGCAGACUGUAAUAUGCUUGUUGACAAACUGAACACAAACACAGAAAUGGAAGAAGUGAUGAAUGACUAUAAUAUGCUUAAAGCACAAAAUGAUCGUGAAUACCAAAGCAUAGAUGCUAUCUUCACAGAAAGGCAUGAGAAGGAAGAUAAAAUUCAUGCAGUAGAGGAAGAAAUUCAGCAGAAGAAAAAGGCUACAGAUAGCAUUAUCCAAAACAUGUCAGAGGAAAAACAAGUGAAGUACAUGAAGAUGAAAGCUACAAAUGAGGAACUGUUGCAGGAACUGGAUGCUAGGCAGCAGGAGCAAGAUGCACUAGCCACUAAGAAGGAGAUGUUAGAAGCUGAAAUAGCAUACUCUCAGGUGAAACAAGAAGCUGUGGAGUUGUAUGAAAAGCUGUAUGAGCUUGAAUCUCGCCGAGAUCAGAUGAUAGAAGAAGACAAGAGUCUAGGAACUCCACAAGAGGAAACAGGAAGACUACUGAAGCAGGUUAAAGAGGACAACCAAGAACUAGCCAGCAUGGAAAGACAACUGGCUGAAAUAAGAGAAAAACUUAACCAGUCUUCUGAAGAGAUGAGACGGCUUGAUAUGGAUCAAGAAGAUCUCCAAGGUGAUGUAAGGCAAAAAUGGAGUAGCAGGAAAAGAAGGCAGAAGAAAAUGAAAAGUUUUCUUGAGACAUUUGAAGAGACUAAAAUGCAAGAGCUGGAAAGGAAGUCACAGACUGAGGCCAGCAUUGUUGCUCUUUUGGAACACAUGAGUAGGAAUAUGAACCGAUUGAAGCAAAUUUCUUCUGUCACUGCACAUGAUCUGAAAAUCAUGCAAGAAGACCUCAGCUUCAAAGAAAUAGAAAUGCAGAAGUCCCAGAGCACUGCUAAGAACCUUACAUCAGAGAAUGCACGUCUACAGCAGGAUCUUCAGAAGGUGGAGCAGCUUGAGAGCAAGAUUAAUGCUGAGUUGAACUCAUUAAAGGAAAAAAUUCAGGAAAUGACAGAGGCCCUGGAAGUUUAUGGUAAUUUAGAUGCACUGAAGUCUGCUGGAGAGGAAAAGAAAAAAAAACUUCUGGAAGAAAGAGUAACCUUAACAAGAUGCAGAGAUACAUUUAAGAAAGUAAUGCAUGAACUAAACAGUGAAUAUGAGACUCUCAAGACCCAGUUAAAGGAGAAUGAAACAAAUUCACAGCUUACAAAUCUGGAGCGGAAGUGGCAACACCAUGAACAAAACAAUUUUGUGAUGAAAGACUUUAUAGCUGCUAAGAGUCUUGAAAGUGACUACCGUCCUGUGGUGAAAAAAGUGAAGAAUCAUAUCACAGAGUACAAUAAACUUCUCAUAGAGUCUUUGCAAAACACCAGGAAUUGAGCUGGUGGCUGACUUCCUUCCUGUUUCCGUCCAUGUGAAUUCCAAGAUGUUCAGCAGUUCUCAACUGGCUGCACCUUUCUUUUCUGUUGUUUAGAAAAUAUUUGCAAAAGAACGUCAGAUUGAGUUCAGUGCUUUUAAUGAAAUCAAAUGGUCAUAA
Messenger RNA from Protopterus annectens (West African lungfish), 2082 nucleotides. It is a transcript of the gene IFT74, whose product is annotated as intraflagellar transport 74. Gene Ontology annotation, molecular function: beta-tubulin binding. NCBI's taxonomy places the organism in Eukaryota, Metazoa, Chordata, Ceratodontiformes, Protopteridae. Gene Ontology annotation, cellular component: cilium; centrosome; intraciliary transport particle B. The transcript has 20 exons. The record is from RefSeq and is a predicted model, not a curated record. Gene Ontology annotation, biological process: intraciliary transport involved in cilium assembly; cilium assembly. Bases 123 to 1925 code for a protein of 600 amino acids.